AGCGGCACAGGGCACUCGAACAAUCGAUUGUUCGAGUGCCCGCUCCCGAAGGAAGAAGGAGGAGGAGGGCGAAGCAGGUUGAAAUUUUUGACGGCCACAGCCUCAGCAGAGGACGAGCGAUGGCGACGCACGAGUCGCAUCACGUAGAGAAGCAUUUCACGGCGGGGGAGUUCGUUCGCGAUGUGGUCAUCGGUAUGUCCGACGGGCUGACAGUUCCCUUCGCCCUGGCUGCGGGACUCUCUGGAGCGGCCGCCCCUUCUUCGCUUGUAGUCACGGCCGGUCUGGCUGGCUGCCGGCUGCCGGCGGAGGUGCACUCACCCGCCCAAGCCCAUGGGUUGGGCGGGUGAGUGCAUUCCUUUGCUUCAUUCCGGACUCGAUUUCUCGUCCCAGCCUCCCGCAGCCGCCAGCAAUCGACGUGGACGUGGGGGAGGGGUCAAAUUAGUCUUCGAUUGAUUCAUACUCCAUGCCGAAAGCAGUUCGGGACGCAUCGAGUCUUGGGAGUUGCUGGCUGAAGUUCACCAGGCAGACCUAAGUGUCGACGACGAUGACGCCUCCACGCCUCCACGGAUCACCUUCCGAUUCACUUUUGCCGGCUGCGUAGGCUACUGCCCCAUCCUCAAGUGGUUCGACCUGUCGCACGCAUUCAGCGCGCUGGUGAACCGCCUGAGGCAGCCGCAGGCAUUCGUGUCUCUACGCCAGUGAGUCAAUUUUGGAUCUGAAUUAUCACGGGUCUACAUGGAUACAAUGCUGAUUGGGAGUUCCAUCACACUUAUCGUUCGGCUCCGCUCUUGAAGUACUACUGCUCAGACGUGGAAGUAUCGUCUACCACCAUAGACUGCCUGAUGACGGUACAUACUGUGAUCCCAGUCCACUGCCUGAUGACGGUACAUACUGUGAUCCCAGUCCACCAGAGCAAUCCUUGACAUCUGGUAAUAACGUACCAGAUAGUGAUCUACCGGUAAUUUGUGACUUCCACCCGCACUUGAAGCAGCACCAGUAUUUCACUUCUUAGACGAUUCUGAUGCUUGAGAAGUAGAUGUCAACUGCAACUAAUUUUCAAAUUCGUUGGGUUCAAAUUCAAAGUUUGAAUUCAAAUUUGAACUUUGAAUUUGAGUUUUGAGAGCUGAACAGCUCGUUACUGUUGAGUCAAGCAAGGUCGAAUUCAGAUGGGGUUCAGGCCGAGAUGGAUCAUGUGAGUCCGAUACAACACGCACCUUCUGCAUAGGAAUUACGCUCGUCCACAGACAAUACUGACUCAAGCGGGACAAGACGAUAGUGCACAUUGGUCCACCAUUCGUCGUAAUUUUCUGCACCUCUGAACCUGUCAUACGUCCCAUAGACCAGCCUUCGAAGGAUUGCACGUUUCUUGAUCCGUAUUGUUUCGGCACUGUCAUUAUCAUGGGCCGACAUUAGGUUUCUGCAUUCUGCAUAGUUCUCCUUUGCUUUCUGUUCCUUGACUUUAUCAUAAACGUAGUACCCCGCAGCGGCCGUAGCCGUCAAUGCGAAGGACGCCAAGAACUUGAUAGACCCCAAGAAGACCCAGUGAGUGGCAGUGGAAUCCAUCCUCGAUGCGCUUUACGUGUCACUGUCUCUAGUCCAAAAUAACAGCGUCUUCACACUGGGACAAAAUACUGUUUUUCCCGGAGCUGACAUCUGUAUCGAUCCAUCGACGACCAAUUUGACAACGGUUGCUUGCAUCUCACCGAAGCUUCUUCCAUCAUUUGCUUUGAAGACAUCGUCAGUCUAGGCAUACUUUCCUCGGAGAGGAGUUGAAAUAUUAAGGUAGUGAGUGGAACACAUUCCAGAUCUAGACAUAUUGAUUAAACACGUUGAUUCGAUUUGUUGUGAGUGUUGCUAUAUUGUUGGCACCAGUGUGGAGACAAUACUAGAAUAGAUGUUGACAAGCGCUGCUAUCUCAAAAAACCUGCCAAAUAUUUGUAUAGAUUAUACUUUCUGAUCUGUUCGUUUAGAUUACAAGUCGAUGGGAAGGCUAGAUCGCUGGAUAUUCAGAAGAACAUGUGCACACCGUUGUAUAUGGAAGUUCUCGUCUUGCGGAGGCUCUGAGAGCGAGAAGGGGUCAGAGCAUGCAGCUUUGGAGGAUAGGAAGUUUGAACGAUUGCACAUCCGAAAGAAGUUCAUGGACAGAUGACAUUUCCUAUCCACGAUGGGAUCUUCCCAACCAUCUGGACAUUUUCCCCCAGGUUUCUUAGAUAUUCACUUACUAUGUAGACCAUCAAAUGUGUGGAUUUGAAGGCAAGAAUGGAGGUUGUAGAUACAAAUGUAGAGUAUAUGAAAAAAUGAUACACUGUGAAUGUCAGUAGUCAAGAUGGUGCCAGACGGACCAGUCGAUUUCCUCACGCGCCUGUGAUGGUAUAUAACGCUGCGAUCAGUACACAGGGUGCGUGGAGUGAGGGAGGGUAGCUCGCGUGAUUUGUUCCACUCGGUGAGAUGAUUCGUUGAUGCGAUCGAGGAGAAGGAGGAGGGAAUCAUGUUCAGGCGUGGGAGUUCGGGGAUGGAGAAGGAGUAAGAGUAGCUCGGCCUGCUCAGGUGCAGGAAGCAGGGGACCGAUCAAUGACAAUGACAGACUGAUUUCCUCUAAGACCAUCUGUUGUUGUUAUAGGGUAUAAAUGUACCAAGAGGUUCUAACUAAGGGUUUAAAAUUGGGUUACCGAG
This is a messenger RNA of Marchantia polymorpha subsp. ruderalis, 2673 nucleotides long. Lineage: Eukaryota; Viridiplantae; Streptophyta; Marchantiopsida; Marchantiales; Marchantiaceae. The record is from the annotation of a GenBank genome assembly.